AUGGCUGGUGUUGAAAGUAGACCAAAUUCGCGAAUAUACAAUGUGUUCCCUCAUCCACCCGCUGUAAACGAUGUUAAACCUUCAUUCAGGUGUGGUGUACUCGUGCGGCGCGGCGCUAGUAACGGCGUGCAACCGGUGGCGGCGCAACAGAAAAGCAACACGGCGGGGUGGCUGUGGUCCCAGUCAAUCGGGCAGAAGGAAUACUACGAAGAGAUAAAAUGCUCCCCAUUACCUUCCUUUUUAAAAAUCGAGUUCCAUAAAAGGCAUUGGCAGACGCUACGCAGUAGCAAUGGCACGUACCACAUAUAUGGCGCGUAUCUGGAUACACGCGGCAACCAACGGGUGAAUGACAUUCAAGACAAAUCAAAAUCCGCAUCAUACGUACGCAUUAUCACCGUGCUCAACCGAUUCCAACCAAACUUUACUAUAUUUUGUCAGUUGAGGUUCGCGGAGCAAGAAAAACCUCGAAUAGUGCGUACCCGCCCAUACCUAUACAUAUGGAGAGACUUUUGGGACUACCGCCGCUCAGGCCCGUGGCAGCCGUACUUGAUCACGUGCGUGCUGCCACCAGCCGUGCGCGGCCUGGUGCCCGCCUCCGUCAGCCUGGUGGAACGGCCGUGCGAUCGCGCCACCAACAACCUGAGCGUGUACUACGACAUGCCCCUUCACGGGCAUAGGCACGAAUUUGCCGUUUGCGUGAAGGAACUCGAUUUUCUCAAGAAAGAUAUUUCCGUGCGCCUCGUCGAAUGGAUCGAACUUGUACGGCUGCUUGGCGCACACAAAAUAUUUUUCUAUAAGCUACAGGUACACCGUAACAUCUUCAUGGUACUGAAAUACUACGAAUACCUUGGUUUCGUGUCUGUUAUUCCCACCACCCGGCCAGCAGACACUGGGCCGAAACAUAAGCCAGUGCAACUGAUCACCUAUAACGACUGUCUAUACCGCAACAUGUACCAAUACCGAUGGCUCGCUCUUCUCGACAUCGACGAGGUGAUCAUACCUUUGAAGGACAGGGACUGGAGCUCGCUGAUGCGGCGGGUGUCCUCGAAGACAACCGGUAAAUCCGCUUACUUCACGUCCAACUUGUACUUCUUGGACUCGCUGCGAGUUAAUCACAGCUUUGAGCAGGCCGUGCCGCGCUACAUGCAUAUGUUGCAACACGUGUACCGCACUCACAACUUCUCUUUGCACGGCAGCUACUCGAAGGCGUUCCACGAGACGGAUCGCGUGCUGACACUGCACAACCACUUCCCAAUACAUUGUCUGGGUCAAUGCUCAUGUUACCCGAUACCUACAAAUGUGGCGCGGCUACAGCACUACCGCGCCGAAUGCUCUCCGACGGGCAACCAGACUUGCAAAGACCUGACUAAGCAUACGGAGCGUGACAAAACGCUGUGGCGCUGGCGUGAUCCGCUGGUGUUACGCACAGGCGUAGCACUGCGCUCGCUCUCAUUGAUACCACAUAAUAAAACAGCAUAA
Messenger RNA from Pectinophora gossypiella (pink bollworm), 1479 nucleotides. RefSeq lists its product as uncharacterized. The transcript has 3 exons. NCBI's taxonomy places the organism in Eukaryota, Metazoa, Arthropoda, Insecta, Lepidoptera, Gelechiidae. The record is from RefSeq and is a predicted model, not a curated record. Bases 1 to 1479 code for a protein of 492 amino acids.